Messenger RNA from Acanthocheilonema viteae, 420 nucleotides. The record is from the annotation of a GenBank genome assembly. Lineage: Eukaryota; Metazoa; Nematoda; Chromadorea; Rhabditida; Onchocercidae.
AUGACAAUCAGUCGGUACUAUGAACUUGUUGAAAUGCUUUUCCGUAAUGUAUCCAUAUUGCUAAUGUCGUUGAUAGUUUGUACACUUAUUUCUUGUAAAUAUCAUGGAAAAUCGAAGGAUCCAAAAUUCAUUGAUGAAAACGACCCUCAUGCUAAAACGUUAUAUAAUAUUAAAACCGAUAUUGCAUUCCCGAAAUGGGUAUCGAAAGAAAAGGGGCAAAACCCUCGAACAGAUUUAAUCGCCAUAAGUUGGAGUCACGAAUAUGAAAGCAACAUGCCAUCAUCUCUUUCACUAUCUCCCUCUACAACACUUUUAAAUUCCAAAAAAGACUUGAAGAGUUAUGAUGAUAUGCAAAAACCAAGUUCACCAAAUCCGCAAAAUCUACUGCAACAGCAGAUAUUGAUUGGCUCACAAAAAUAA